AUGAAAAAGCCAGUUUUUAACACUAUCAUGAUUAUGCCCCGACUAAUUUAUUUUUGCAAUCACCACUUUUUACACUUAGGAACAGGGUCAGCUAUUGAUGCUCAACCUCUUGAACAUGAACAAGAUCGUGUAAAUCAAUGCUUUACACUCUUACUCUUUGGAUUACAGAGUGCUAUUUAUUUUGCAAUCUCUACUGAACGUCUUAAGCAAAGAACCAUCAAUCCUUUUCCUUCGAAUCGGAAGUGAUCCACACACUUCGAGAAGGUCUC
Molecule: messenger RNA, 269 nt
Organism: Amoebophrya sp. A25
Lineage: Eukaryota; Dinophyceae; Syndiniales; Amoebophryaceae
Source: the annotation of a GenBank genome assembly